CCAUGGCCAUCAAACACUCUUCUUCUGCCGCAUCUAGUCACAACAAAUAUCUCAAAUCAUAGCCUCAACUUCAAUAAACAGCAUACAGGAGGAAAUAUCACAGAAAGGAUUCUAGGUGCAAAAUGAUGCAGGCAUCGGGAAACUAGUCGACAGCAUCAUCAAAAACAAUUAUCCGACACAGAAGGAAGAGGGCAUGGGCCUAUGCAGAGCGGCGGUAUUCAAGAAUCCACAUGUUUCGGAAGUUGUUAAGUCUUUCUUCCCUCGAUCGACACUUGGAUUCUACAGAUUCUUUGGGAAAACCUCAAAGAAACACUGUAAUUUAAACUACUCGGCAGACAUGCGGAUCCCACGUGCCUCAGCAAUGCUAUCAUCGCGCUUCGCGAUCGGCUCAGCUCUCAUAACUCAAUCCAAUACAGCACGACGAUCACCAUGGGAUUCACUCUCCCAGUUCAGGAACAGGACGGAUUGAAAAUGAUUGGUGUAGGAGCAUCUGGACAAGUUUACGAGAUCGACGAAAACAUCGUGCUCAAAUCGGGAAGGGUGUACAAACCCCCCAAUGACGAUACCACUCCCCUCGAUAGAUGGCACUACGUUUCGGAAUCUAUCUUCCACUUCGAGCUCAUUAGCAACGAAAGGAAGAUUUGUCAGUUGCUCGAACAGAAUCCACAUCCUAACCUUGCAGAGCCUAUCAGCACAGUUCAUGCAGAGGGCAUCUAUCUCCGCCGGUACAACUCCAGGCCAGAGCUCAGCCAAGCUGGACGGUCACAACGCAUUUCUCUAUACCGUGACGUCUUGCGAGGACUGGAUCAUCUGCAUGGACUGGGAAUCGCCCAUUCAGACCUACGCAUGGAGAAUGUGCUCUUCGAUGUUCAUGGUCAAGCUAUCGUCUGCGACUUCAGCGCCUCCGCUAUGUUUGGCCAACCGAACCUAGCUCAACCCACCCUAGACUGCCCAGUUCCACUCAAUGGGCUAGAUGAGACAGUAUCAGAUGCUACAGAUAGGUUCGCCCUAGAGUCACUGAUGUUUCAUCUAGAAACAGGAGUUAAGCCUGAUCUAUCUAUUGGGAAUGCCGGUACUGUACUCUUGCCACAGGUCGAAAUGAAACACCCAGAUAUUGGCGUAAUCAUCAAGAAAGCAUGGCUUGGGAAGUUUGCCUCAACCACCGAAAUGCUUCAGAAUGUUGAGUCGAUCAAGAAACAAACGGAUAUGUCGACGCCCCAGCACACACCAACAAAGGACACUCUACAAUAUUUGGCUACUCAGUGGAGAGCAUAGCGAACAGCGAAAUAUGGAUGUGUCCUUUUUAGUCUGCUAACUGAAAGCCACUUAAAGCAACUGGCGGACCAAUAUGGAUUGGAGAUGAUUUGAACAGAUUGACUUUUAAGACAAAGUAGUACAGUACAUAGCUAAUCAAGACCACUCUCACUUCAUAAA
Ilyonectria robusta is the source of this 1434-nucleotide messenger RNA. RefSeq lists its product as uncharacterized. The record is from RefSeq and is a predicted model, not a curated record. The transcript is spliced from 3 exons. NCBI's taxonomy places the organism in Eukaryota, Fungi, Ascomycota, Sordariomycetes, Hypocreales, Nectriaceae. Gene Ontology annotation, biological process: protein phosphorylation. Gene Ontology annotation, molecular function: ATP binding; protein kinase activity. Bases 430 to 1275 code for a protein of 281 amino acids.